AUGUCGCAUUCUAGCGAGGCCUUUGGCGCGGCCACGCGCUCGCUCCACGCCGACGAUGUGCUGAACGUCGUCACCGAUGUCGCUCCUCCGUUGCACCUGUCCACCACCUUCCGCUACUCUGACAAUCCGGAGGAUUUGAUGCCGGCUGCAGAUGCUGCCAGCUUCGAAUCCCCCAAGCCUACCUCUCACAUUUACUCCCGGUUCACCGCACCCAAUUUCACUCGUUUCGAAACUAUCCUCUCCUCUCUCUGCAAUGGCAAAGCCCUCAGCUACUCAUCCGGUCUCUCUGCUCUGCACGCCGCGUUGACUCUGCUCAACCCACGCCGCAUUGCCAUGGGUGAUGGCUACCAUGGCUGCCACGGUGUGAUCGGCUUGUUCACUCGUCUGACCGGACUGAAGAAACUCGAUCUGGACUGUCCUGCGGAACAAUUGGAAGCCGGCGACGUCAUACUCCUUGAGACACCUGUCAACCCCAAAGGCAUCGCCUUCAACAUCGCCGCCUACGCAGAGAAGGCACAUUCCCGCGGCGCCUACCUGAUCGUCGACAGCACCUUUGCACCGCCGGGUCUCCAGGAUCCGUUCAAACAUGGCACUGAUCUGGUCAUGCAUUCUGGAUCGAAAUACUUCGGCGGGCACAGCGACGUUCUGUGCGGCGUGCUCGUCACCCAGCGCGACGACUGGGCCAAACAACUCCACCAAGACAGGCUCUUCAUCGGCAGCGUAAUGGGUAACAUGGAGAGCUGGCUCGGCGUCCGCAGUCUCCGCACCCUCGAAAUCCGCGUCCAGCGCCAAAGCGACAACGCAGCCCGUCUCGUCUCCUGGCUGGACACGGCCCUGCGAGCCCCCAACCCUGCACCGGGCAGCGAAGAAGCUGCCGUGCAAGCCGUGCUGGGCGAAGUCUUCCACGCAAGUCUGCAGCAGGUCGAGGGUGACUGGCUCAAGAACCAAAUGCCCAAUGGCUUCGGUCCCGUCUUCUCCAUCCAGAUGAAAGAGGAGGUCUCCGCGCGCCACCUGCCGAGUAAAUUGCAUUUCUUCCAGCAUGCUACUUCGCUCGGUGGCGUGGAGUCCCUGAUUGAGUGGCGCACUAUGUCGGAUACGACGGUCGAUCGCCGUCUAUUGCGUGUUAGUAUCGGUUUGGAGAAUUGGGAGGAUCUCAAGGCGGAUCUGAGUCGUGCGUUCCGCGAGUUGGGGUCCCGGGAGUUGCCGGUCCGAUAG
Penicillium riverlandense is the source of this 1215-nucleotide messenger RNA. RefSeq names its product cystathionine gamma-synthase. The record is from RefSeq and is a predicted model, not a curated record. NCBI's taxonomy places the organism in Eukaryota, Fungi, Ascomycota, Eurotiomycetes, Eurotiales, Aspergillaceae. The transcript has 2 exons. Gene Ontology annotation, molecular function: carbon-sulfur lyase activity; pyridoxal phosphate binding. Gene Ontology annotation, cellular component: cytoplasm. Gene Ontology annotation, biological process: transsulfuration. Bases 1 to 1215 code for a protein of 404 amino acids.